UGAAAACAGAGUAUUUCUCGAUCAUCGAGGCGCAUGAUGGAGCCUCCGAGACUCAGAAUCCUUUGCUUACACGGUUACCGGCAAGAUGCCGAAUCCUUCAGGACGAAGUGCAGACCCAUACAGAAGGCCACGAAGAAUUUCGCCGACUUCAUGUUUCUCACCGCUCCGACCCCCAUAGGCGGUAAGGACCGAGAGCGCGGCUGGUGGAUUUCAAGGCCCAAUUUUCUCAAAGACAUCCACGAGCCCGAAACCCAAGACGAGAAUUUCGAACAAGCCCUCAGGUUGGUUUCUGACAUCGUUGAAAGCGAAGGCCCCUUCGAUGGAAUUCUGGCGUUUUCGCAAGGCGCCUGCUUUGCCUCCUACAUCCUCCGGCUCGGCGGCCGGAUUUUCGGGGACUACGAUGGCGUCAACUUCAAAUUCGCGGUACUCUUCAGCGGGUACGAAUCUCGUUUCACUCGACACCUCCGCGAUACACAGAUCACGAUACCGACCCUGCACUACUAUGGAUUGACCGAUAAAGUUAUCCCGCCGGAAAAGUGUAUAGAUUUCGGAAAAAUGUUCAGCAACAUCGAAGUUCACGAGCACGACGGAGGGCACUUCCUGCCGACGACCGGUGACCCGAAGAAGAUUAUCGUGGAAUAUAUAAAGAAGUUUGUCCCGGUGGUAGAAUCCUCACCGAAUUCGAGUGUCAGCAACGAAAGUUGCGGCUGAAAACCGCUGGAGUCGCCACCAUUCCGCGUGGAAGAAAACAUCAAGUGGGAAACGAUAUCCUGGAGGAGUUUCCCCUCCCGUUCGAUCGUCGCUCCUCUCUGCUCUGAUUCAGUUCAUUGGAAUUACCUUCAGACAGAAUAAAUUGAAAUGGCAGAAAU
This is a messenger RNA of Galendromus occidentalis (western predatory mite), 869 nucleotides long. RefSeq names its product esterase GA18864. Bases 34 to 711 code for a protein of 225 amino acids. Lineage: Eukaryota; Metazoa; Arthropoda; Arachnida; Mesostigmata; Phytoseiidae. Gene Ontology annotation, molecular function: hydrolase activity. Gene Ontology annotation, cellular component: cytoplasm; nucleus. The transcript has a single exon. The record is from RefSeq and is a predicted model, not a curated record.